AUGUCUUUCCUUCAUAAUCAUUCUUGCGAGUGCGUUAAGUCAGAAUUGGAUUUGUUUGCACUACCGUCUACACAAAUUAGCAUUGAAAAUGGAUUGUGGAUUCAUUAUAAACCAAUUUCAUCUCUUGGUGAUGAUGGACCUAUCGAGUUUCAAGUUCCUGGGACCGGCGAUGACUACAUAGAUUUGUCUCAUACAUUACUCCACAUAAAGGCAAAAGUAUUAAAUCAAGAUUCAACUAACUUGGUAUCUACUACAAUAGUAGCACCUGUAAAUAAUUGGCUGCAUUCACUUUUUAGUCAACUUGAUGUUUAUUUAAACCAAAAACUUGUAUCACCACCUAAUAAUACCUAUGCAUAUCGAGCAUACAUGGAAACCCUUUUAAACUAUGCCCCUGCUGCUAAACAAUCUCAUCUUACUUGUAGUCUUUGGUAUGAGGAUACAGCAGGAAAAAUGGAUUCUACAGAUGGUAAAAACAUAGGAUUUGUUAAAAGACAGGAAUUGAUUAGUGAAAGUAAGGAAAUAGAAAUGAUUGGUCAUCUUCACGGUGACAUUUUUAACCAAGAUAAAUUUUUAAUUAAUGGUGUUGAAAUGAGUGUUAAAUUGGUUCGAUCAAGAGAGAGUUUUAAUUUAAUUGUUGGGUCGAACGAUGUAAAGUUUAAAGUUUGCAUUACGGACGCAACUCUUAUUGUGCGACGAGCACGAAUUAAUCCAAGUGUAUUACUCGCACAUCAAAAAGUUUUAGCUUCUACCACUGCUAAAUAUCCUAUUACUCGAGCUGAAGUAAAAGUUUUAACAAUUCCUUCAGGUGUUCAAGGAAAAACUCUUGAUAAUAUAUUUUUAGGACAGGUACCGAAAAGAUGUAUAAUUGGAUUUGUGAACAAUUCUGCAUUUAAUGGUUCCCUUACUAAAAAUCCAUUUAACUUUGAAAACUAUGGUAUUAAUUCUUUCAGCUUAUAUAUUGAUGGUCAACAAAUACCUUCAAAAGCUUUGCAACCAUCUUUUAAUAAUAGCAUAUUUACAUCAGCAUAUCAUACUCUAUUCUCGGGAACUGGUAUUCACUUUCUUAAUGAAGGAAAUGGAAUCUCUUGUGAACAGUAUGGCAAAGGUUACUGUCUAUUAGCAUUUGACUUAACUCCUGAUUUAUCAGCUAACUCAUCAACUCAUUGGAAUCUCAUAAAGCAUGGUAGUGUAAGAAUAGAAGUACGAUUUGAAUCCUCAUUAAUACAAACAAUUAACUGUAUAGUUUAUGCUGAGUUUGAUAAUAUUAUUGAGAUAGAUAAAAACAGAAAUGUUACUGUAGACUAUAGUAGUUAA
Messenger RNA from Parnassius mnemosyne (clouded apollo), 1314 nucleotides. Lineage: Eukaryota; Metazoa; Arthropoda; Insecta; Lepidoptera; Papilionidae. The record is from the annotation of a GenBank genome assembly.